This is a messenger RNA of Clonostachys rhizophaga, 1698 nucleotides long. The record is from the annotation of a GenBank genome assembly. NCBI's taxonomy places the organism in Eukaryota, Fungi, Ascomycota, Sordariomycetes, Hypocreales, Bionectriaceae.
AUGGCUCUCGAUGAUUCUAAACCAGAAAAACAAGGGGCAAAAUCGAGUACCCCGAGCGAACUGAAUUCCGACACUCUUUCCGAUAUUGGAAUCAAAAGUCAGGAUGUUGAGGCUGCCAAAGAAUCACCCGACCAAGAUUCCCAGUAUCCUACGGGUGUACGGUUCGCCCUGAUCAUGACCUCAGUCUACGUUUGCAUGUUUCUUGUUUCUUUGGAUCGCAUGAUCAUAACAACCGCAAUCCCCGAAAUCACAAACCAAUUCCAUUCCAUAAACGACAUUGGGUGGUACUCGUCCGCCUAUCUCUUGACAACUUGCGCCUUGCAGCUUCUCUUCGGCAAAGUCUAUGCCUUUUUCAAUGCGAAGGCUACGCUUCUUAGCACCAUCUUCCUGUUCGAAGUUGGGUCCGCCAUUUGCGGAGCGGCACCCAACUCUAUUGCCUUCAUCAUCGGCCGGGCCAUUGCAGGCCUCGGCUCGGCUGGCAUUAUGACCGGCGUCCUCAUGACGAUUGUAAACACCGUGCCAUUGCCGAAACGACCAAUGUAUCAAGGCCUCUUCGGAGCCGUCUUCGGUAUAUCUUCUAUCAUCGGCCCUCUUCUCGGCGGUGCAUUUACGUCAAACGUGACUUGGAGAUGGUGUUUCUACAUCAAUCUCCCUGUUGGUGGAGUGGCCAUGGUUGUCGUGUUUUUCCUCAUGAAGAUCCCCGAUCGAGAUUCAACAAAGAUUCCUACCAAAGAAAAGUUGCUUCAACUAGACUUUUACGGGUCUAUACUGGUCAUUGCAGCUUGUGUCUGCCUAGUUCUUGCCUUGCAAUGGGGUGGUGUCACAUAUCCUUGGAAUAAUGGUCGGAUGAUUGCCCUGCUCGUCAUGGCAGGUGUGUUGUUUUUGAGUUUUGGCUUGGUUCAGGUCUAUUUGCCUCGAACUGCCACCCUACCGCCCAGGGUCAUAAAGCAACGGAGUAUCGUAGCUGGCAUGAUCUCUAGUUUUUGCGUUGGAUCGCAACAAAUGAUAUUCAUUUACUAUCUCCCCAUAUACUUCCAGGCCAUCCAGGGGGUAUCAGCCAUGCAGUCAGGAAUUCGACUUCUUCCCCUGCUUCUCUCCAUGGUUGUGUCCACCCUAGCGACAGGAGGACUUACUCGGCUCACCGGCUACUACACUCCGUUCCAAAUCAUCGGUACUGUUCUCAUGAGUAUAGGCGCCGGGCUGCUCACCACCCUCCAGGUGCAUUCAAGCAGUGGCGUGUGGAUCGGCUACCAAGUCAUCUAUGGUUUUGGCAUGGGCAUGGUCGUCCAGGCACCCAACCUGGCCGCUCAAACUGUCCUACCGAAAAAGGAUGUACCCAUAGGAGCGUCGUUCAUGUUCUUCACCCAACUACUCGGUGGUUCCAUAUUUUCAGCAGUUGGCCAAACGGUCUUCAACGACCAACUUCAGCGGCGUCUAUCCAACCUCGAGGGCUUCGAUCCCAAAUUCAUUCAGAGCAACGGUGCCACUUCUUUGACCGAAGUACCCGAUUCAAUCAAAGACGUCGUCUUGGAACGAUAUAAUGAGGCCAUCCGCCAAGUCCUGAGGGUUGGGAUGAUCCUAGUGUGCAUCACGAUAAUAGGAGCGCUGUUGAUGGAGUGGCGAAGCGUGAAGGAUGGCGGCGCUAAGCAAGACGAGAACAAAGAAAAGGCACAAGUAGCGGGCGAAGAAAAGCUUGAA